Rhizophagus irregularis DAOM 181602=DAOM 197198 is the source of this 2829-nucleotide messenger RNA. RefSeq lists its product as uncharacterized. Lineage: Eukaryota; Fungi; Glomeromycota; Glomeromycetes; Glomerales; Glomeraceae. The record is from RefSeq and is a predicted model, not a curated record. Gene Ontology annotation, molecular function: protein binding; protein kinase activity; ATP binding. Gene Ontology annotation, biological process: protein phosphorylation.
UUAAAUUUUUUUUAUUCCAUUUUUUUUUUUUUUUUACCUUUUAUUUUUUCUUUUUAAAACGAAAUAUUAAUCAUUAUUAAUUUCGUUAAUUUAUAAAAAAUAAAAAAAUAAAAUAAAAUGGCAAAAAAGAAAGUUAUCGUAGCGGAACUCUCAGUAAUCGAGUUCCUUGAAAGUAAAUUUAAUUCUUUUAAUAUUAAGAGAUAUAAAUUUGAAGAACUCGAAAAUGUUCGUAAUAUAGAGUCGAAAAAUUUCGGAAACGUUCAAAUUGCGACAUUAAAAGAAAACAAGGUUUCCGUUAUGUUAAAACCGAUUCCUACUGAUGAUAUUCACGAAAGUGUUAACGAGAUUAAAUUAAUGUGGGAGGCUGGUACUCAUAAAUCCAUAUUAAAAUUCUAUGGUAUCACUAAAGAUCAAACGAAAGAUGAUUAUUUUCUUGUAUUGGAAUACGUUGAAUGUAAUACCUUUUCGGAUCAUUUGCAAGAUUUAUAUGAUUAUUUGGAUUGGAACAUAAAAGCUGGCCUUGCGCUUGAAAUUGCGAAAGGUUUAAAAUUUUUGCACGAAAAUAAUAUCGCCCACAAGAAUUUGACAGCAGAAAGUAUAUUGUAUCCUAAUAAUACCAUUAAAUUGGCCAAUUUCGGAAUACUUAAAAAUAACGUCCCUCAAAAACGUGCCUUAAAAGAGAAGUUCACGUUUUGGAAAAAAGAUAAAGAACAAGAUCAUCCAAAAGAAUAUGAUAUCUUAUCGUUUGGAAUUAUUUUGUUUCAACUUACUCAACAUGUUGAUUAUUAUAUUAAUAGCAAUUGGGAAACAUACUUGAAAUCAAUUCCAUUGGAACAUCGUGAAAUUAAAAUGGACAAUAUACCUAUAGAUUAUAAAAAACAAUACAAGGAACUUUGUAAAUCUUGUUGGAGUAAGAAUAUAAAAGAACGACCUAGUAUCCAUCAAAUAGUAAAUUCUUUGCAAGAACUUGGUGGAAAUGAUAAAAAUGAUUUCGUUUAUAAUGCUUCCCAACCUGGUUCUGAAACUAUAAAUGAUACGUCAAUAAAAACGACUUCAACACCUUCAAAACCUUUAACGUCUUCAACGACUUCAACACCUUCAAUACCUUCAACGUCUUCAACACAACCAACUUCGUACACUGCACCUCACAAACCAGUUACAUCAAGCCAACUUUAUACUUCCCCUAAUAUUCCUACUAUCCCCAAUAUUCCUACUACCAACACGACUACAACUACUUAUACAAAUUCUCGAAGUUCCCCCUACACUUCUACUACUAGAACUAAUACAACUAAUACACCUCCUACUACUACAAUUCCUACAAAUCCUUUGGUUCCUCCUACAAAUCCUUUCUUAAAUAAUUCUGGAACGGCAAAUUCGGCGAUUUCACCUUUGACAAUAGACUUUAUUUUAUCACCUCAACAAAUUACAUCACUUAUUCUUGGAUUGACAACACCACCACCACAAAAUACAGCUCCAGUUACUCAAGAAUAUGUUACAAAAAUGUACAAAACAUUUCAUGAUAAAGUAGCAAAAUGCGAGAUGGAUAUAUCAAAACUUAAUGAUUUAUAUAUAAUACAAUAUUUAAACAAGACAGUUCAAAAUGAAAAUAAAGUUUUUGACUUUUGUAAUGCGAAUCAAUCUUUAAUGAUCAAUAAGGUACUAUUAGGAUUAUUUCAUCAACUUGCUAUUGGAACAACUACAGUUAGUUUACCAAAAGCGUAUGAAUUGUACAAAGAAGCAUCCAAAAAAAAUUCGUUCGCGGCUUAUAUAGCUGGUACAUACGCUCAAUAUGGUCAAGGAGUUCCAAAAAAUGCGACUGAAGCUUAUAAUUUUUAUAAAUCAUCUGCGGAAAGUGGAUUUGUACCAGCAUAUAAUAAAAUAGGAUUAUGUUAUGAUAUGGGAACCGGUGUAGCAGUCGAUAAGCAAAAAGCUUUCUAUUGGAUUGAAAAAUCUGCUAAAGCGGAUGAUAAAUAUGGACAAUAUAAUUUAGGAGCGUAUUAUGAAACCGGAAAUGGUUGCGCAAAAGAUGAAAGUAAAGGGUUUACCUGGUAUUUAAAAGCUGGAGAUCAAGGAUUCGUAACAGCGUUAAAUAAAGUAGGUUUAUGUUACUUACAAGGAAAGGGUACUACUGUUGAUUAUUAUAGAUCAUAUGAAUGGUUUAAAAAAGCGGCUAUAGCAGGUUGUAAAUAUGGACAAACUAAUUUAGGAAGUGCUUACGAAUUAGGUAGAGGUAUUGAAAAAAAUGAAGUAGAAGCUUUUAAUUGGUUUUUAAAAGCUGCUAAUAAUGAAAAUUAUGACCUAGGUCAAUAUUAUCUUGCAAGAUGUUAUGAAUUUGGUAUUGGAACUACUAUAGAUAGGUUAAAAGCUUUAGAAUGGUAUCAAAAAAGUGCUGAUAAUGGAAAUAGUUUAGCUUUAUUAGCUUUAGCAGAUAUUAGAAGUACAAUUCAAGCACAACCACUUUUAUAUUAUUUAUAUUAGUGAUAAUUUGAUAGUGACAAUAUAUAAUUAUAUAUAUCAUAUUUAUAUUGACAUUAAAUAAAUCAAUUAUUAAUAAAUUAUUGAUUUAUCAUUAACAAAAUUUUUCUUUUUUACUUAAUAUUUAUUUUUCUUACGAAUUUAUAUAUUUACGCUUACGAAAAAGAACGUGAAAAUCUCAGGUUUUUGAGAUGCGCAAUGGUAAUACCCAAUGUAUUAAAUAAUGUUUUGUAUCAACAGAUGACAAAACUUCAUUUUGAUAUGCUUUACAAAUUUAAGGGUUUUUAUUCUAUGUAUUUUGUUCUAUAUAGUAUAAAAUAAUAAAGAUAUCAAUUAUUUUUUAUAUCGUAAAAA